CACAGCCUCUUGGCUGGCGUGCCUGGGUGCGCCACUGGCCGCCCUAUCCGUCGUCCCUGAGAGCGGGCUUGCGCUCGCUUGACCUAUAGCCGGGGGCGCUCAGCUGUGCGGUGUGGGUUGAGUCGGGUCAGCUGAUCGAGUGAGAAUACAGUUCUGACCGGUGAUCGGAGGAGUGUGGUGCUGUGGUGCCGAGCUUAGUUCACGCUAUAACAUUGGCGACAAGGUAUUUGAACAGAAGAAAUUGAAAUGCCGGUGGGCAGAGUAGAGCCAUUUAAUGUGGAGGAAGAGAACUGGGAAGAAUAUGUCGAACGUAUGGAAGAGUAUUUUGUGGCAAAUGACAUCACAGAUGAGGCCAAGAAACGUUCGACUCUGCUCUGCAACAUCGGAUCCAAGGCAUACGGUAUCGUACGAUCGCUACUAUCCCCUGUUAAACCGGCGAGUUCAACGUAUCAGCUGAUUGUGGAGAAACUAACGACCCAUUAUCACCCCAAGCCGUCGGUAACGGUCGCACGGUUUCGAUUUUUUUCAUGCUACCGUCUACCAGGAGAAUCGAUACAAACGUAUAUCGCUCGUCUCAGACAGUUCGCUGGUGAUUGUCAGUUCGGUACAUUUCUAGAAGAGAUGAUUCGUGACCGACUCGUAUGUGGUGUGAAGUCUGACCUGAUCCAGUCCAGGCUGUUGUCAGAACCCGAGUUGUCUCUGAAGAAAGCGACAGAGAUGGCGGUAGCCAUGGAGACAGCCGGUCGGAAUCUGCAGGAGCUGUCGGGAGCGGAGGCGGCCGAUCCGCCUCGACAAGAGGUGCAGCAGAUUCGGUCACAGCAGCGGAGCCGGCCGACCGCAGCGGGGCCAGCGACACAGCAGCGAGCUCCAAGGGGCCCAGCUCAGCAGGCUGGCAUGACACAUCACACAACUGCUGGAGACUUGCCAGAGCCCGGCGAGACUCUGCACCUGGUGGAGAUGAUGGACGCUUCGCCAGUGACCGCCGCUGUGGUUCGACUGGCGACUGAACGUGACGCCACCCUCAGCAGAGUGCUGCAGUACACCCGAGACGGCUGGCCUGAGGACAAGAGCGGCGAGUCACCGGAGUUAAGUGCAUAUCGCACGAAGCAAGGUGAGCUCAGCAUCCAGAACGGAUGUCUCUUGUGGGGAGCUCGAGUCGUCAUUCCAGUCAAGUUGCGGGAGAGGGUGCUACAGAUGUUGCACGACGGUCAUAUGGGAGAGAGCCAUACCAAGGGGUUUGCCAGAAUGUACGUGUGGUGGCCAAACCUAGAUUUUGACAUAACCCAGAUGGUUAAGGCGUGUGUGACCUGUCAACAAUACCGCCACCAAGCGCCCGUCACGCCACUGAGUCCGUGGUCCCUCCCGUCCCGGCCAUAUGAGCGGGUGCACAUUGACUACUGUGGCCCAGUGGAGGGGAAAAUGCUGCUCAUUGUAGUGGAUGCAUAUACCAAGUGGAUUGACGUACAUGUAACAACUAGGGCAACAACCGAGGUUACUAUGGAGGAGCUGCGGAAAACGUUUGCAUACUGGGGAAUUCCCAAGUUCUUGGUAUCAGACAAUGCUCAGUGUUUCGUGGCACCAGCGUUCCAGUCAUUCUGUACUCAGAAUGGUAUCACACACCUGCGCACUGCGCCGUUGUCUCCAAAAAGCAACGGUCUGGCUGAGCGGGCAGUGCAGACGGUAAAGCAGGGUCUGAGGAAACAGGGGAAUGGAACGCUGCACACCAAGCUGGCAAGGGUGCUGUUCACCUACCGUUCAUCUCCCCACAGCACUACCGGAGUGACGCCAGCAGAGCUAAUGACCGGGCGGCGCAUGAGAACUCGUCUCGACUGUAUGCUUCCCAGUCUGCAGGAUCGUGUUGUCAGCUCGCAGUGGAAAAUGAAGGAGCGGUAUGAUAGACAGGCACAGCGGCGCACCAUACUACCAGGAAUGUCUGUCCUCGUUUCACAGGUGUCGGGACUGGCCGGCGUCGGCAGGACAACACGCUGGCUACCCGGACACUGCAUCAACAUCUCGGGACUCAAGCUCACGGUCCGGCUGGACGACGGACGAGUCCUCCAGCGCCAUCUGGACCAGGUGGUCCCGAGAGCGGUCGCCGGGAACCAGGCCGUCCGACAGCCGACGGACUGGACGGCGGCGCCGCGGCCUCCCCAAACGCCUCUGACGUCGCUGCCGACAACUCCAACGUCGCAGGCGACGCCUUCACCGCCGACGCCUUCACCGCCGACUCCCACGCCGCUUCCGCCACCGCCAGCGGAAUGUCCGGAACGGGAGAGGCCUUCGUCUCCCUCCCCAGUGGGGCGGCCGGCUCGUGGGUUGGAGGGACGGGGUGAGCUCAACUCGCGAUUGAAGUGUGACGUCCAAUUGUCGCGAGGCGAGAGUGUUGAGUGUCGCGAGCCUGUGUCAGCGCCGCAGGUACCGCGCUAUAACCUGAGACCGAGAAAAUAGUUGUUAACUAGGGGGGAGGAAUGUGGUAGAGUGUCACACAGCCUCUUGGCUGGCGUGCCUGGGUGCGCCACUGGCCGCCCUAUCCGUCGUCCCUGAGAGCGGGCUUGCGCUCGCUUGACCUAUAGCCGGGGGCGCUCAGCUGUGCGGUGUGGGUUGAGUCGGGUCAGCUGAUCGAGUGAGAAUACAGUUCUGA
Messenger RNA from Amphibalanus amphitrite, 2641 nucleotides. RefSeq lists its product as uncharacterized. The transcript has 2 exons. The coding region runs from base 247 to 2448 and encodes 733 amino acids. The record is from RefSeq and is a predicted model, not a curated record. Gene Ontology annotation, molecular function: nucleic acid binding. NCBI's taxonomy places the organism in Eukaryota, Metazoa, Arthropoda, Thecostraca, Balanomorpha, Balanidae. Gene Ontology annotation, biological process: DNA integration.